Aureobasidium subglaciale EXF-2481 is the source of this 1551-nucleotide messenger RNA. RefSeq lists its product as uncharacterized. Bases 1 to 1551 code for a protein of 516 amino acids. NCBI's taxonomy places the organism in Eukaryota, Fungi, Ascomycota, Dothideomycetes, Dothideales, Saccotheciaceae. The transcript is spliced from 3 exons. The record is from RefSeq and is a predicted model, not a curated record.
AUGCGGUCUUCUUUCCUCUACGCGCUCCUCCCUACCCUGGUGCUUGCUGCUCCUCGUCCUCAAGACAUCAAUCUGGACGCAGUUGAUGCAGCACCCGAUCCGGUCAUCGUCACUCCUGCGGUCGCUGUUGUGGCUCAGACUGCCACUGCUGCUGCAAUUGCUGCACAGACCCUCUCUGCUGCCGCCGCAAUCGCUACUGAUCCAGCCAGCACUGAUACUACUGGCAUUGAGAAGAGAGAUGAUUCGGGAUCUGUAGAUCUCGCGGCUUGCAACUAUUUUUGCGACAACACCACGGUCACGGUGUCUGCGCGCGAUACCUCUAUUGGUGGACUAGCCAAGCGAGAUGUGCUCGAAGCCCGCGGUGUUACUUGCGCUAAACAGCCCACUGGUGCUGGGCCUGUGACUAGUCCAGACACCCCGGAAGCCUUCGCGGCAAACAAGGAUCUGUCGAAGGCCGCACAGAAUGCCAUCACCCCCGACGGAUACGAUAGCGCGUUCACCAAUCUGCAAGGAGCUACGACUGGCAGCAACUUCCUCGUGCUGUACACUUUGAACAGUUAUGACACACUUACUUGUGCGUCAAGGUGUGAUCGCGACAAUCGCUGCGUUGCUUUCAACGUCUACGUCGAGAGAGACCCUAGCUUGGACCCAGACCCCGACAAGUGUCCCUCGCCUGCUAGUACCACAAACUACAAGUGUACAACCUGGGGCGUCCCGGUUUCGUCCGAGGGAGCCACUAACACUGGACAAUGGCGUGCUUCCUUCCAGAUCCUUAUGGCAGGCUCCAACGGCUACAACAAGAACGCAGCUCCCAACGCUAUCAAUGGUUUCAAUGGUCCUUACAGCUACGGUGGUGCCAUUCAAGCACCAUUGGAUGCCGAGGGCCACGAUACAUAUGUGGGCUUCAAGUACUAUCCAUUUUCACAAUCCCAGGGCUACACUCCCGGCACAUGUGCAAGUGCCUGCAAUGCUCAGACAGCCUACAACAAGGCUCACCCCGCAAAGGAUGGUUCCUACAAGACCUGCGCAUUCUUCAACUCCUACGUGUUGUCAAAGAAUGGCGUGGCACAGGGUCUCUACUGCUCUAUGUACAGCCAGACUUGGGCUGCUUCGUACGGCACCAACUACGGACAAUACCGUGGCUCAGACAGAUACACUGUAAGCGAAAGCUACGGAUACUCAACGUAUUUCAACCUGGCCGACAGCAACGGCAACAACCUAUCUCAGCGCUACAGCUCUGCUGCGUUCUAUUAUGGCACUUCGCAGCCUACAUACCAAUAUUAUUUCGACAGCAACAGGAACUUGAGAUCUUCGAGCACCGAUCUUUUCUGCCUCUUUCCCUUCCAAGGCUUGGCUUAUUCAUACUUCUUGCAGCAAUGCUCAGGCGGUCUGCAACCGGCUACUUGUACGAUUGCAAGCGGCAACCUUCAAUGUGUUGACUCGAGCGGCAAGCCAUACAAUUUCGCAGAAUAUUCUGGAGGCUACAUCGUGACCUCUCAAAGCACACCCUCAAAUCAGGUCACGGUCAAGGUGUCUCCAGUCAGUAGCUAA